Molecule: messenger RNA, 2463 nt
Organism: Phymastichus coffea
Lineage: Eukaryota; Metazoa; Arthropoda; Insecta; Hymenoptera; Eulophidae
Gene: daw
Product: growth/differentiation factor 8
Exons: 3
Coding region: 219-1352 (377 amino acids)
Biological process (GO): BMP signaling pathway; SMAD protein signal transduction
Cellular component (GO): extracellular region
Molecular function (GO): cytokine activity; growth factor activity
Source: RefSeq, a predicted model, not a curated record
UCGCUCGUUGUCUCGCGCGCGCGCUGCCCGAGCGACGACCGAGGGCAGAGAGGAGAGUCAGUCGGCCGAGAGCGAAAGUCGAGCGAGGAUGAUCCAGCAAGAGCCAGAGGAUUUAGAGGCCGAAGGUUACGCAGCCUCCUAGUGCCCGCUUGGACAGCAGAGCGCCGAGCCGGCCGGCAGUACUCGACAGCGAGCGGCGCGACAGCAGCGGGAGCAGGAUGAAGGAGCUGGUGCUGACGCUGCUGCUGGUAGCGGCUACAAGUGCGUCCUGGACGAGCGUCACCAAUCCCUUCAAGAGCAUGUGGCUGAGCCUGUACUCGGCGGCGGACCCGUCCUCGUCGACGGCCACGCCGGCCGCGCCGGACGACGAGUGCCGCGGCUGCGCCCAGAACCGAGUGCAGGCCGAGCUCGACCAGGACCCCAUCCUCACGGAGCUGCGGGUCGAGUACGUCAAGCAGCAGAUCCUGAGGAAGCUCCGGCUGGAGAAGCCGCCGGAGGUGUCGCUGUCGAUCUCGACGCUGCCCAAGCCGCUGGUCAACGGGCAUGUGCUCGAGCUGAAGCCCGGGGAGCCGCUCGAGCCUCAGAUACCUGCCGAGAGCUUUUACGGCAAAACCAACCAGAUCGUCGUCUUUCCCGAUGAGAGCAUACCCUACUCGAAAAAAUGUCGUCAAAGCUCAAAUCACAUAACGGGUUUCAACCCCGCGGCGUGUUUCACCUUCUUCCUGCCCAAUGAGAUGCAAUUUGUCAGCGUUACUUCCGCCGAACUCUGGUUCUACAAGGAAGAGGACAAGAACGACAGCUUUAAUCAGACCUUCGUACUUUCGGAGCUUGAUCACUGGGAUCAACGGGGUAGCUUCGAGAAAAACACUAUUAUGGCAAUUUUCGAAACGACCAUCGGAGAGGCUGCUGGCGCGCGGCAAGGCGCUGCACCGGCGCAACGAGAUCGUGCCGUGCUGCUCGCCCACGCAACUGUCGCCCAUUCAGCUGCUCUACGUCGACUCGAACAACACCAUCACGCAAAAGACCCUGCCCAACAUGGUCGUCGAGGCUUGCGGCUGCAUGUGAGCGCUUUCGCCGUUCGACUGAGCGCUCGCGGAGCAGCGGGAAUGUUCCCGGCGAACGAAGAGGGAGAAGCUCAACGCUCGCGCAAAAAGCCAGAAAGACAUAAGACAACGACGAGUCGCCGACGACAAAGUAAUUUAAGCAGCGAGAUUUGCCUUUGUGCGGCGCAGCGCGACGACGAAUUUCGCAUUCUUUGCAGGCAGAAGGGAAAGAGAGCACGACGACGCAGGAAUUUUACGGAGAAAACUGGGGCAAUUCUCCGUCCGGAGCGAGCGCGCACGGGCGAAUAGGGGCGGGGAGGGGGUGGGGGGCGCCGGCAGUGGCGAGAGAAUGGCUCGCGCAACGAAAUUGUUUGCUCUUUGCACGGUCCUUUUGAGAAAUGUGCGGAGGACAAGCUGCCGAGCGAUGAAUCGAAACGCAGCCACUCGCGACCGGGAGAGAGCGGCAGCUCCCCCCCGAUCAGCGGAUUUCGCGCCUGUCUUGCUCCGCGCUUUCCGUCGCCUCUUUGUUUCUUCGCCGGCAACAAAGCAGUAUUUGCCCUCGGAACUCUUUGCGACGCAGACGCGCCAAUUGCUUCGAUUCGAACGCAACGCACUGCGCGAAACGUUUCGUGCGACGCGACGGUCGACCAGCGGUUCCCCGUUUAUUCGAAGCGAGACAGUGUCUUGCGCAAGCCUUGUCCGCUGCGCGUCCGAUUGACUAACUAAUUUUUAUUUAUUGCCUCCUCGAUUGUAGCGCAUAACUUUUUUUAUGAAGCCUCUGUGUGUACGUUGAAAAAUUGAUGCGGUGACAAUUAGCACGUAAGCUUGCGCGCGUUGCGGACGUGACCGUUAGCGCGUUGAAAUCGGGACGUCGUUCCUUUUGCCGAAUAGUUUCAAUUUGUAAGCGUCUAUUAAUCAUUUGUUCGGCGUUUCGCGAUCGCCUCGCACUCCUGGUGGUGGUGCGGUCGUACGACCGCGGGAACAAAUUUCGGGUACGUCAUAGUGACUCUACAAUGAUAAUGAUAAGAAAGCCACGUAAAGCGUAGAGCGCUCUCGAGCUUGCGAAUGCCCGGAGCGAGCUGCUGUUGUUAAUUAAUUAAGCUUGUAUUUGUAUACACAGCCUCAAUUAGGCGAUCGCGCGUGUAAUGAGCUUUGCGUACUUAAACGUAUACGCUUCAUGCGCGCAUAUACAUGUAUGUAUGCAUGUAUGUAUGUAUGUACGUACGUAUGUGUACUUGCUAAUUAAAUCCGACAUUCCGCAGAAGCGCACACACGAGUUACUCUACCCUCCAAAGUCCAAAGUCCAUCGGCAGCCGAUUGCUUUAAUUAAGAACGAGAUUGCCCCGCGCGCGCGCGCGCAAACUUGAAGACCGUGUAAACAAAGCAUUUAGCCGAGAAGAAGCGAUAAUAAGCUCGCGAU